UUGGUCGGAGAGAGGAGGGUACUGCAGGUUGGGAGCUGUUUCAGUGAGGACUAGGUCGCCUGGAUGCCGCAGUCAGCGCUGGUGACUGUUCGUUACGGGCCGUAUGAAUCUUGCGGAGUGGUGGAUUACAGGACCAGCCGCCUACAGGGCUUGCAGGCAAUGCUGGAGGCAGAUGGACAUCGUUGCAUUCUGGAACAAUUCCUUGACUGGAACAUGGUGGAGCUUAUAGUGAAAGGAGAGUCUGUCUUCACGUGUAAAAUAACAGACCUUGAUUUUGGGGGUGACGGGAAAUUGGACCCAAUUUGCAAGGAGGCAGUGAAAGCAGUGAACUAUGCUUACUGACCAGCUUUGAAACGACACUGUCAUUUUCUAUCCUCACUUCCUAACAUGUUGUUUCUUGUUGUUUCAUUGUUUAAUGUCAAUUUCUGAUUUCUGCAGAUAAUGUGGACUCUCCUCCAGGGAUUUGCAGGUUGUGGCAGUGUUCCACAGCUGAGCCCAAUUCAGUAGUCAUGUGAUUAUUGUUUGGAAAUCUUAACAGAAUUAAAUAAAACCAAU
Molecule: messenger RNA, 555 nt
Organism: Stegostoma tigrinum
Lineage: Eukaryota; Metazoa; Chordata; Chondrichthyes; Orectolobiformes; Stegostomatidae
Gene: c37h10orf53
Product: chromosome 37 C10orf53 homolog
Exons: 3
Coding region: 64-342 (92 amino acids)
Source: RefSeq, a predicted model, not a curated record